This is a messenger RNA of Adineta ricciae, 3930 nucleotides long. The record is from the annotation of a GenBank genome assembly. NCBI's taxonomy places the organism in Eukaryota, Metazoa, Rotifera, Eurotatoria, Adinetida, Adinetidae.
AUGAAUCAAUGCAAUUCCGAACUGAUGAAAUUGAAAAUAAAAGCACAACUUCAAGAGCACUGUCAAAAAGCUCGUUUAUCAAUUAUGCAAGCGAUGAACAAUGGUGAUAAGAAUGACACUUUGGAAUUUGGUGCUCUAUUUAUGAACAUCAGUGAUGCCAACAUCGAGUGUUUGCUCGAAGGUAUGAUACAAAAAGAAACAAUUGUCAUGAUUUUCCUAUCCUCAUCUGUAGGACGUCCGAAUACGAAACGAAGGUCAACAAAGAAUGAUGUAAGCCUUGGACCUAUUGAACAGGCAAAUCGUAUGGCUUUAGCACCGACAAAAGCUUCGAUUCCAUAUCUUGAUUUUAAAGAAAGUUUUCCAAGAUUGCAACAAAAUAGAACGCCAUUGAAACUCCUUGCACCUGAUGAAGUACCUAUGAAUGCAAGUAUUGCAACAACAACAACCGAUACAAAUCAUAGUCGACAGCCAAGCCUUCAACCAGUCUGGUACACAGAACAAACGAUCGUUGAUGAUAUCAACGAUCAACAGCAGCAAUCGAAUUCAGCCAGAUCGUCAACUAAUCAUCGUCACGAUCUAACACGUUCAACUUUACCUACCAUUGAAAGUAAUAGCCCAGAAAUCGAAGAUGAAAUUAUUGAAAAAGAACCUCUCUCAGCAAAACCAUCCCUUAUGCGUAAAUCAUCGACGUUCACAAUUGAACAACAAUCAUCAAUUAAUAGUCCAUCAUCGUUGAAUGAAUCAGAAAAAGAAAACAAUUUCGAUGUUAUGAUCACCUCAACACAACAAGAAUCGAAGAAGUCAAUAUGUCAUCCCAACGAACCAUCGGAAGAAUCUUUUCGUGCUCUUGAACAUCUCUUAGGUCUUGGUUCAGCAAAUACAAAUCUAACGAUGACAACUAUGACACAAGACUCACCGAAAAGUAAUCAUGAAUCGUUGUCACUAACCAUCGUUACCCCAACGGAAUUGAUCAAUCAGACAGGUGCAUCAUUACAUUUAAGUUAUGCACCAGCAGGUGGUGGAGGAGGUAGUUUGCCAUCGUCCCAAAACAUUCUUGUCAUGCCAACAAUUGAAAGUAUAACUGAUCCAAGUAUAAACUCUACCAUUCCACCGCCGUUUGACGUUGAUAAUAGUGAAAUCGAAGAGCCGUCAUCGGCAUGUGGAACAGUUAUCAAUCCUGACACUUCGAAAUGUACUGAAGAUUCGUUUCAUUUUACUGAUGAAGAUGAUGAGGAGAGAAUAGAAACGCCGAAAGAUAAUACAAACACAGAAGACGAUGAUGACGACGAUCAGAACGAUUUUUCUUUGGAAUUAAAUGAUUUUCCAAAUAAUUCGAAAGAUACUGUGAAUGAAUCAGUAGUUCAAGCACCUCCGAUGAUUACGAUUCGUGCACCGACAAGUACUGAUGUUGCCUAUCGAGCUUUGAUCAAAACCCGAGCCGGUGGAAGAAUAUCUCAACCGAUCAAAACUCAAUCACCAUUAGCAAAAUCAGAUCCAAUCAAAGUGACAGUGCGAUCAUCUGUACCUGUAUCAUCGCCAACACGAACAUCCCGUGUGCUUCGUUCAAGCACUCGUCGAAUGUCAACUGAUCCUGUUGCUGAAAAAUCUACUACACAAGAAAUCAAUGAGUCAAAUGUGACAUCCGACGAUAAAUGUUUUGCUAAUGAAGAUCAAACUACUGAUGAUUAUCCUCGUAUUGAACUUGUCGAAGUUGUCAGUGUGUCUGAAGAUGACGAAGUCGAACAAGAACAAGCUGCUGGCAUUACUCUUAACCUUACUGAAACAAAAGAGAUUGAUUCGUCAUCAACAACAAGUGCAGAGGAAGCUGAUUGUAGUGCUUCGUCAUCGUGCGCAUCGUUUAUCUCCCCUCAAGUGAAUAUUGGCACACCAGCAGAUGCUAAAAAGCCUGUUCUAUCACGGGAGUUUACGUACGACAGUCCAGCAUUAAGAAAGACUCGCUCUUUACAACAUCGUUCCAUUCUACUCAAUCGACCAAGUUCUUCACGUUCAAAUCAUUCAUUAAUUCCUCCCAUACCUGAACAACAAGUUACCAAUAGCGAAGAAGAACAAGAUCUUAGCACUUAUUCUAUACCAUUAUCAGAAUCUAAAAUUUUGUUAACAACUCUUUCUACGAAUCCAACAACUAUGAGCGAAGCACCACCGAUGAUCCUACAAAAAUCUCUAGCAGGCUCGGCUUCACCAUCACCAAACCCUACGCCAGUGAUCACUAUUCGUCAAAGUGAAUGUUUAUCGUCAGCUCUAUCACCUCGCCGUAGUAUUAAUCCUCUCCAUUCGUCCACACCAUCAACUAGAAGUAAAUCGUUGCAAAUGGUUUCACUUGGUGAACAAGAGCAACUUUCAACGACAGUGCCACAGCAUUUACAAAUUGACUUAACUGCAGAAGAUGUUGAAAUGCUCGAUAACGAACAACAAGUAGACAUUCCUGUUUAUCAGGUUGCCGAGGAAGGUAUUCAAACGUCUCCAAUCCAACCACCUCGUCGAAUCGAUGUCAGUGCUCAAACUACACCAAGCCUGAAUCCAUUAUCUCGGCGUUGUUUUCAAGCAAUGGAACAGCAAACGACACCGAUUGCGAAGCGUUCAUCUUCAUCGGCAAGUUGCCAAACGACUCCGAUUCCUAUUCAAAUUAAACAAACAAGUCCAAUGGCGCCCCAUGUACCAUCAGUAGUAUCGAGUAUGAUCAUAGAGGAACGUGAAGAACAACAACAACAACAGCAGCAAGUCACACCAUUGCAUAGCAAAGCCAUUGUACAUUUAAGACGAAACGUUCGCUUUCAAUUUACACCUUCAACUGAUGCUCGUUUAGCUGCCAAAGAAAAGUUAGAAGAAGAACAACGACGUCAGGUGAAACUAGAUAUAGUUAUUGAUCCGAUCAACCCGAUUCCAUCGGAUAAUGAACGUGAAGAGGAUACCGAAGAUGAAUCCAUCAAAGCGAAAAAGAAAAUCGCCACGUCGAAAAAGAAAAAAGUGUCUGCUCCAUCGACAAAAACAGAUGAUAGUUCAGAAGAAACGAAUGAAUCACCAGUACUUCGAACAACUCGUCAUCAGCAUUUAAAAGAGUCACAAAAUAAUGAACAAACAACAAAAUCCAACGAACCGGAUGUACCAUCAACAGCACAUACAAAGAAAAAAUCAUCGAAACGAUCGGGUCGUAAGGAAAAACCAUCGUCACCUGUUAAAGAACUAUCCGAAGUCGAACCAGAAAUUAUCGUUGUAAGUCCAUCUCCACCACCUACAGCAAAACGUGCUGGCCGAAAACGAGCAAAUCCUAAAACAUCGACCACAUCUCCACCAGAAACAAUAAGUCCACCUGAACAAGCCAUGAAACGAGCCAAAACUACAACAAAAACCAAUGAAACCAAGCCACUUGCUCCAGUUCCAUCACCCGAAGUGCCGUCAACACGUGCUCGUUCCAAAACUCCUGUUAUGACGAAUGUGAAUCUGAAAUCGGCAUCACCGACCGAAUCAACUGAGCCAUCAUCUUCAACGAAAAAAACGAAAAAAGGUCCAUCAGAAUCAAGUCCGGUUGAAACUACUAGUAAACGUAAACAUCCCACUUCAGCAAGUAAAAAGAGCAAACGUCGAUUGCACAGUGUUGAACAAGACGAAGGAUUGAAUACAGCUGAUGAAGAAGAAACAGUUCAUACGCUUGCUGCUCCCAUAGAAAUAGCAUCGAUUGAAUUGAGUCAAGAAGAACGAGAAAAGAUUGAAGGAUUAACUGUUGCCGAGCUCAAAACGCGUUUAACUGCUCAUCAUGAAACUUUGCCCAAAGGUGCUCGAAAAGCCGAUCUUGUUGCGUUGCUUAUCAAAAUCGAGACGAAUUUGCUCAAAGAACAGAAAGAAGCUGAAGCUAAAUCAACGGUCAGUACUGCUAUUGAACCUCCAACUCGAAAAACACGUCGAAAGAAAUAA